AUGCUGUAUGUCCAUCAAGAAAAGUGGCAACAAGAUCUAUUGGUACACUAUGGCAAUACCAUCAGUCUUAUUGAUGCAACAUAAACAACCAAGUAUGAUCUUGCGCUCUUUUUUAUCUGCGUAAAGACUAACGUUAACUACACAGUAGUUGCUGAUUUUGUAAUACAGCAUGAAACAGCUGAACAAAUUGCCGAAGCACUACAAAUCCUCAAAGAUUGGAACCCAGCCUGGAAACCACAAUUUUGGAUGACUGAUUACUCAGAAGCUCAAAUGACAGGCCUCACUACAUCCUUUCCAGAAUCAACUCUGUAUCUGUGUGACUUUCACAGGGAACAAGCGUGUACACGAUGGAUAAGAGAUUUAAUGCAUGGACUAAACACCACAGAGAGUGAAUCACUACUAGAAAUACUGAGAAAGAUGGCGUAUGCCCCUCCAUGCCAAGAACCUGAUAAAGUCAUUGAUUACUUUUACAGAAAAGAAGAAGAGAACUUAAAGCAGAUUGGUGUGUGGUGUUGUCAUGACCAAGUCAACCAGUGGCUGUCACAAAAGUGGCUGUGUAUUCCUGAGAAAUGGGCUCGAUGUUUUCGAAGAGAGAGAGACCUGACACUAUCAAGCAUUAUCGAGAUUCUCAUUCACCAUUUCCUACCAGAUCAAAGAGAAAGAUAUCUUUUCCUAAACUAUAAAGCAAGCACAGACUAUCGUUCCUAUGACAAAUCCAUACCAUCAUAUCUACAUAAUAGACCAUCUAGUAUUGUGGCUCAUUGUCUUGAAAGGAAGUCAUCUGCUCUCAAGUUUUGUGCUGAAGAUGUUUACUGCAAUCCUAUUAGAUCUGAGACAAGCCACAGAGCUAAAGGAUGCUCAGUUGGAUGCAAGAGAAGCCAUAAAGGAGGCAGAACGUCUUACAUACCUAAGUCAAAACGUGGAAGCAUUACGAUGUCUCGCAAUAGCUAUUUGACAGUCUGUGACAAAAUUGAAAGAGCAGAUGCCACAGUCAACAGAAGGCCUCUUGCUUCUACCAUCAUUACGCAGGAAAUCCUUGAAGAGAGCAACAGCCAGAAGACUGGUAAAAGAAGCCAAACGAGUAAAGCAAAAACAAAAAGUGAACAAACAGUAAGUGAACUACCACCAAGAAAGAAACGUAAGACAAGUCAUAGCAAGAGAGUGGGGAUAAAGGCUGACCGCAUGAGACACGAAAACUCAACAAUGAAAGACUGGCAAGGACGGAAACGGAAAUUCACAGAUGCAGUCAACUCUCACACUAGAGAAACAGAAGCUAGAAUCAGCUGUAACGCCUCCAUUGACUUCAAUCAGAAUGCAGCAAAUGUAGACUUUCAAUGCAACAGUAAAUCACUCCUCCCUGUCACAUCUACGUUGUGUGAACCAACCUUCCAGAGCAAAAGUAGAAGCAGUCUUGACUUUCUAAGACGGGCAUUCAGCAUACUAACAACUUCAACAUCUGGUUUACAAAAAGAGAAACAACUUCAACAAAUAGCUCAUUCCUAUGCUUACAGUCAGGCGAAGGCAGCACAACUGCCACUUGAGUCUGUAGAGACAAACACAAAUUCUGCAAACCAUGUAGAACACUUUGAUGAGCCAGAAACUGAUGGCGCAAAAAGAUUUGAAAUCAGACAACUACGAAGACAACUGGAUAAACAACAGAGUGACAUAGAUAAUUCAGCAAUGAAAUCGACACAAUCUACAGUAAACUGCCAAGUGAUUAAUACUACACGUGAUCCAAUAGAUUGCACAAGACCAUCAACACAGCUAUCCUAUCUUUCAAAACCAAAGGAAGUGCUACAUCACCUGAUUAGCAAUGCUGAUCGACCAACCGUUGCAGACAGCCAAUUGUGUUUGACAUUAGAAGACGUCCAUCUGAUAGCCAGCAGCAAACAGUCAAAUGCCAAACCAGGAUAA
Corticium candelabrum is the source of this 1914-nucleotide messenger RNA. RefSeq lists its product as uncharacterized. The record is from RefSeq and is a predicted model, not a curated record. NCBI's taxonomy places the organism in Eukaryota, Metazoa, Porifera, Homoscleromorpha, Homosclerophorida, Plakinidae.